Molecule: messenger RNA, 989 nt
Organism: Hypoxylon trugodes
Lineage: Eukaryota; Fungi; Ascomycota; Sordariomycetes; Xylariales; Hypoxylaceae
Exons: 2
Coding region: 443-931 (162 amino acids)
Source: RefSeq, a predicted model, not a curated record
AAAAGUUGCACAAUUCAUACUGGCCAAGCCUCUUCAUGACGAUCCCUAGGGAGAGAACGCCCGCGGCGUAAGAUAAAAGUCAUUCUUUAUCUUCCACCUUUUUCUAACCAAAUGUUACAUAUAGGAUAGCAAUAAGUGAAGAGUCGGCCAGCCAAAUUAAAUGAGAACAGCCCAUCACGUCGAUAAAUACCUAAUGGCCUGUCCUGCAGCGAGAUUAAUUCGAUGGCCUACCAUAGCCACAAAUCCUAGCCAGUAAGCAUGUCCUUUCAGCAUAUCUUCAAAUGCUGUGCGACACACAAAGGCGGCCAGAAGCCGCCCGGUCCGCCUAAGGCAUUCUGGGAUCGAUGAAUACCUACUGGCCUUAUCCCUCUACGAUACCUUCCCAAUUUAUUUCGUUUUCCCAUUGCCUACAACGGGGAGUACAUACUUGGGAGCCAACAGUAUGGCGGAUCCUCUUGCUAUUCUUGGAGCAGUGGCAGCUAGCCUUCAGCUCGCCGUCUACGCGAUCAAAGGCCCAGUCGGAACUGUAGAGUUGGUGCAGAGUCUCCAUGAAGCUCCCAGGCGGAUGUCCCUGCUUUUGAGCCAAAUCGACCGCGAAGUCGCAUCGACGAACAACCUACUUCGUUUCGACCCCCCCAUACACCCUUAUCUCUCUACUACACAAUAUGCCCAGAUUUCCACACUAGCAGUCGAAGCGCGCAAGGCUAUGGAAAGCAUUCAAGAAGAUCUACGUCCUUUAGUAGAAGCCAUUCAGAGUGCAUCGGAGCCCAGCGAGAAAAGGAAGGUUUUAAUACAGGCUUGGAAGUCAGUGGCAACCAUAAAAAAAGAGAAAGAAAUAGAGAGUAAGAUGAAGUUGUUGGAAAGACUCAACGUUAGUCUCCUGCGUGAAUUACAUAUAGCAGGAUUUGAAACUCAGUCAUUACUUCGGUGAGAUGUACACAAUAGCACAUCCUUCUCUUCAAUUAAAUUUUAAAGAAUACUGCGACCUC